This is a messenger RNA of Labeo rohita (rohu), 4519 nucleotides long. RefSeq names its product zinc finger and BTB domain containing 49 (gene zbtb49). Gene Ontology annotation, cellular component: nucleus. Lineage: Eukaryota; Metazoa; Chordata; Actinopteri; Cypriniformes; Cyprinidae. Gene Ontology annotation, biological process: regulation of transcription by RNA polymerase II. The transcript is spliced from 8 exons. Bases 920 to 2755 code for a protein of 611 amino acids. The record is from RefSeq and is a predicted model, not a curated record. Gene Ontology annotation, molecular function: protein binding; RNA polymerase II cis-regulatory region sequence-specific DNA binding; DNA-binding transcription factor activity, RNA polymerase II-specific.
UAUAAUAGUUCUGAAUCUAUUUUAAUGUAAUUUUAGUAAUGUUGUCAUGCGCCUUUUUUAUUUGUAUUCGUUUUGGGACUUUUAAACAUAACUAUGUGGGUUUAUUUUAUUUUUAUUUCAGUUUUAGCUUUUAUUUUUUUAAUAGUUAUUCAUUUUAGUGCUUCAACAUUUGCAGUUUGUUGCCAGUUCUCUUUUUCGUUUAGUUUUUCAUCUAACAUUUAUGAUUUAUUUAAUUUCAGCUUUGUUUAAAUUUACAAAAAAUGCUUUUAAUAGUUUUAGGUAACUGUAAAAAAUAGUAACAACUGCAAAUAAUAAUAAUUUAAAUAUAUAUUUACAAUCCUAAAUUAUAUGUACAUCAAACCAAACCUCACAAUAAUAACAUAUUUUAUCAUUCUGGCUCCCGGUUUUACAGACAAGGCUUAAGCUCAGUCACGGACUAAAAGUCUGAGCUGUUUCAAGUGAAAGAAACUUGCACUAGCUGAUCUGAAAACAGGUCAGUGCCUUUGUUUUGUCUCAAGAUGCACACCAAAAAGUUUUUGAUAAAAAUGACGUAAAUCUCCAAACUGAACCACGGACAAAUGGUCGUAAUCUAAACCCUGUCUGUGAAAGCAGGUCUGAAUGUGCACAAUGAGAUGCGUUAAAAUCUGACAGAACGGCGUUCGGACUUUUAUUUUGAAAGGAGGAAAUGACGUGUCGCGCCCAGCGCCUGUUCAUCCGAAUGAAAGACACAAAGUUUUCGGUACGGAAGCGACGAAUGGUGUGUACUUAACCCCGAAACUAACCAACCCUCACACUAACCUGCCGGAGAUUUGAAAGCAGCCCCUGUCGACUGAACCGUGAACUUAAAAAGCAGCUCUCAGCAACACAGUCGCGCGUUCUGAGGAGUGUGACUGCGCCGCAUGCGCAUGCGCCUGCGCAGAUGGACAGCGUGAGCAGCCACAGCGUGUACGUGCUGCAGCAGCUGCAGGAGCAGCGCAUCCAGGGUCUGCUGUGCGACUGUAUGCUGGUGGUGAAGGGCGUCUGCUUUAAAGCGCACAAGAACGUGCUCGCGGCCUUCAGCGCGUACUUCAGGUCCCUGUUCCAGAACUCACCUGCGCAGAAGAACGAUGUCUUCCAUCUGGCCAUUCAAGACGUGGGCGGCAUCGGGCAGGUGCUGGACUACAUGUACACCUCACACCUGGAGCUCAACCAGGACAACGUGCACGCGCUCAUGGAGAUCGGACAGAGUCUGCAGGUGCUGAACAUCCUGAACAUGUGUCAGGCGUUCCUGAAGCCCUGCGUGUCGACCGAGGCGUCUUUCUCUCUUCCCGCCGACGCGGCUCACGAUCAGGACUGCGCGUUGGGAGGAUCGUUACCGGCAGACGCGGAUCUGCACAAACACCUGCUGGACGAGCAGCAGCGGACGGACCGGCAGCCGCCGCACGGGUACAAGCUCAGGAACUUCUACACCAGACAGUACCUGAAGCAGAGCGCCGGCCAGAGCUGCAGCUUCCCACCGGAGGAGCCGCCUCACAGCAGCGUUCCCGCGACAGACUCCGCCCGCCCGUGCGGCUCGGACGCCGACGCCGCCGCCGCCGCCGCCGCCCCGCGCGUCCUGCGGCCGAAGAAAGCCGUUUACCUGAAGAAGUUCAACUACCUGCGCUCGCACGUCAGCGCGGAGGACGAGGAGGUCGAGCGUUGCGCCGGAGCGGACGCGCCGUGUGACCCGCGGGAGGCCGCGCCCACUCACCCCGCCCUCGCCGGCGCGGACGCCGCCGCCUCUGACCUCUCCGUGACCUCUGACCCGGCAGAAGCGUCCGAGUUGAAGACGACACCUGCGGCGGAGCCCGACGACCCCAGAGGUCACGACGAGAGGUCAGAGGUCAGCAGCGGGAAUAAGUACUGCUGUGAGGUUUGCGGGAAGACGUUCAAGCAUCCCAGCAACCUGGAGCUGCACAAGCGCUCACACACAGGUGAGAAGCCGUUCCAGUGUAACGUGUGCGGGAAAGGAUUCUCUCAGGCAGGAAACCUGCAGACGCACCUGCGCAGACAUUCAGGAGAGAAGCCGUACAUCUGCGAGCUCUGCGGGAAGAGUUUCGCAGCGUCCGGAGACGUCCAGCGCCACAUCAUCAUCCAUUCGGGAGCGCGGCCGCACCUGUGUGACAUCUGUGGACGAGGCUUCAGUAACUUCAGCAACCUGAAGGAGCACAAGAAGACGCACAGCACAGAGAAGGAGUUCACGUGCGAGCAGUGCGGCAAAUCCUUCAACAUGCAGAGGAAGCUCUUCAAACACAAGCUCCGCCACAGCGGAGACAAACCCUACUGCUGCCAGACCUGCGGUGAGCCCUUCGUCAGCGUCCGCCGCUCUCUGAUUGUCUGUACUGUGCAGAGCACUAAAGAAUUCACCUGUGUGUUCGCAGGCAAGUGUUUCGCGGGGUCGGGCGAUCUUCAGCGUCACGUGCGCUCUCACACGGGCGAGCGGCCGUACACGUGUGACACGUGCGGUAAGAGUUUCACACGCACCGCGGUUCUGCGCAGACAUCGCAGCUCCCACUGCAGGCCCGCAGACGCAGGAGUCUCUCAGUCAGCGCCGGUCCAGCCCACAUCCUCCUCCUCCUCCACAUCUGCUGCGUCUCUGGACAGACCCCACACUGCUCCUCACUGCAGCCUGACGCCCGGCGCCUCCUGCAGGAGCACAGAGGGACUGAGCAGCAGCGGAGCGCUGUGGGGACGCGCCAUGAAAACACUGCAGAACGACACCGACAUGGAGCAGUGAACUUCCUGUCAUGUGACCGCCAGUGUUUCUCUCAGGGACGGCGUGCAGUGUCAAACUCUCCAUUAAACGUUAUUUAUGAACGCACUGGAGUGAUUCUUGCAUCACGUGUGUCUCAGUGAUAUAAAUAAGCACGAUGACUGUACACGUUUCUGUGUUCAUGAUGACAAUUACUGAACAAACCUGCUUCACUGAUUGGUCAGACUCAUCCAGACUCUUUUAAACAUGUUGGAUACUGGUCAAAAGUGUGAAAUAAUUAAGACUUCUUAAUGUUUAUUAAUUAUACUUAGCAUUUGUGUGAUCAAAAAUACAGUAAAAUAUGUAUAUAUUGGAAUUUAAAUCAGCUGUUUUCUAUGUGAAUAUCUGUUAAACUGUAAUUUAUUUCUGUGAUGUGCAGCUGAAUUUUCAGCAUCAUUACUCCAGUCUUCAGCGUCACAUGAUCCUUCACAAAUCAUUCUAAUAUGCUGAUUUGCUGCUCAACAAACAUUUAUGAUUAUUAUCUGUGAUACAUUUUAUUUUUGAGGAUUCACAGAUGAAUAGAAUAUUCAAAAGAACAGCAUUUAUUUGAAACAGAAAUCUUUUCUAAUGUUAUAAAUGUCUUUACUGUCACUUUGGAUCAAUUUAAUGCAUUCUUAAUAAAUAAAAGCAUUUAUUUUGGUUUUUAUUCAUCAUAAUCAGAAAUGUUUGUUGAGCAGCAAAUCAGCAUAUUAGAAUGAUUUUGGUCUUGCAUUUUUCUUGAAAAGACAGAGGAGAUAUGAUAGGAAGCAAGUAGGACAGGGUCGGGAAGGUCCCCAAGGCAGGACUUGAAAUCGGGACACCUGAAGCGCAGCUGCGCCACAUGUCAGGACACUGCCCACAAGGCUGUCGGUGCGGCAGCAUAUUAGAAUGAUUUCUGAAGGAUCAUGUGACGCUGAAGACCGGAGUAAUGAUGCUGAAAAUUCAGCUGCGCAUCACAGAAAUAAAUUACAGUUCCACAGAUAUUCACAUAGAAAACAGCUGUUUUAAACUGUAAUAAUAUUUCACUGUUUUUCCUGUAUUUUUGAUCCAAUAAAUGCAGCAGAAGAGACUUUUUCCAUAAACGUCACCUUCCUGACUAUUCACAUCAGUUGACUGCCAUUUUUUUUUUAAGUUCAAUGAAGAAUGACAAAAUUUUUACAAAGAAUAAUUAUUUCUGCUUACCUUCUCAGAGUCAGAGAUGGACAUGAACGUCACGUAACGGAGGACAGUCGAGUCAGAAGGCUUUAAUUAAUGUGUGUCGAUGACUGGAAAACAUUCCGAGAAACGCACAUCCAGUCAUUCACUCCUCACAUCACUACACGCCUCCAUCAGCUGGGGAUCAAUUCAUUGACUUUAAUUAGUCGACAUCUAUUACACUUCAAUAAAUAAAGCAGGAUGUGUGUCCACAAUAACAAGAAAGCAGUUACACACAUUUAAUCUACAGGUUAGGGUGCAAUGUUUCUGAGAUCUGCUCAAAUAAAGUGCAUACCAUAUGUCCGCAUCAUACAUAUUUAGGUUAUUUAAGCCUUCUUAUAAUUUGAUAAAACUAAUCUUAAGAGCCCUGUAUUGUGAAAAUAACUAUAGAAUGUGUCUGGACAAAUUUAGCAGGAUUGUUUUCAGAACUGAAGAUCUUCCCUCAAAUCUCGUUUGCUCUCGUUCCUCACGUCAUGAAGGGUGUUACAGGGAUUCUAGCAAUGAUGGGGGUUUUUACUGUGGUAAAAUCACUGUAAGUAACUGUGAGCUCACUGGAGCAGAUUAUUGUUCUGCAGA